GGUCAAGAGAAUCAUGACAUCCUUGCUGAAUCUUUCCUCUAGACUCGUCGGAAAAAGUGUCCAAGAUGGCUUGCUAAAUGCAGCCAUCCGACCAGCAGCUACACAAAGAGAUUUUCAUUUUAAAAUCCAGGGACGUAACCAACGCAAUACAGAUGCUAAACAUUCAACAGGGAGUCAGAUCUCUACUGACUACCCUGUAGUUGAUCAUACAUACGAUGCAGUAGUUGUUGGUGCUGGAGGUGCUGGCCUUAGAGCAGCUUUUGGCCUUGCCAAUGAAGGAUUUAAGACAGCAUGUAUCACAAAGCUUUUUCCAACUAGAUCUCAUACAGUGGCUGCACAGGGUGGGAUCAAUGCCGCUCUUGGUAACAUGGAGGAGGAUAAAUGGCAGUAUCAUUUCUACGAUACUGUCAAGGGAUCUGAUUGGUUAGGAGACCAAGACGCCAUUCACUAUAUGACCAGAGAAGCCCCUCAAGCUGUUAUUGAGUUGGAAAAUUACGGCAUGCCUUUUAGCAGAUUGGACAAUGGUAAAAUCUACCAGAGAGCUUUUGGUGGUCAGAGCACCAAGUUUGGCAAGGGAGGCCAGGCACAUAGAUGCUGUGCUGUAGCAGAUAGAACAGGCCACUCUUUACUGCAUACUCUUUAUGGCAGGUCAUUAUACUACGACACUGACUACUUCGUGGAGUACUUUGCAUUGGAUCUGAUAAUGGAAGAUGGUGAGUGUAGAGGGGUAACUGCAAUCUGUCUUGAAGAUGGAUCCAUUCACAGGUUCAGAUCCAAGAACACAGUCAUUGCUACUGGAGGUUAUGGCAGGACCUACUUCUCUUGUACCUCUGCCCAUACAUGUACAGGUGAUGGCACAGCUAUGGUAAGCAGGGCUGGCCUCCCUAAUGAAGACAUGGAGUUUGUACAGUUCCACCCCACAGGUAUUUAUGGUGCUGGAUGUCUCAUUACUGAGGGUUCCAGAGGUGAGGGUGGAUACCUGUUGAACAGCGAGGGUGAGCGGUAUAUGGAGAGGUACGCCCCAAAUGCCAAAGAUCUUGCCUCCAGAGAUGUUGUAUCAAGAGCAUCAACCAUUGAGAUCCGUGAAGGACGCGGUGUGGGUCCUGACAAAGACCAUGUCUUUUUGCAGUUAUCUCAUAUACCAAUUGAUCAGCUGAAGUCUAAGCUUCCAGGUAUAAUGGAGACAGCUCAUAUCUUUGCUGGUGUUGAUAUUACACGUGACCCUAUCCCCGUACUUCCAACUGUACAUUAUAACAUGGGAGGUGUGCCUACCAACUACAAGGGACAGGUGAUUACCUACAAGAAUGGUCAAGACCAACUCGUCCCAGGACUCUAUGCCUGUGGGGAGGCAGCCUGUGCCUCUGUCCAUGGGGCCAACAGACUAGGGGCCAACUCACUCCUAGAUUUAGUCAUAUUUGGUCGUGCCUGUGCUAACACAAUCACAGAAGAGAACAGACCUGGAGAUCCCAUUGGUGAAAUAAGUCAAAAUGCUGGUGAAGCAACUGUAGCCAAUCUAGAUGGGUUAAGAAAUGCCAAUGGAGAUAUUUCCACUGCAGAACUGAGACUCACAAUGCAGAAGAUAAUGCAGAGCCAUGCUGCUGUGUUUAGAGAUGGAGCUUCACUUAAAGAGGGAUGUGACAAGAUGUCCGCUCUCUACAAGGACAUGGAAAACCUCAAGGUGACAGACAAGGGACUAGUAUGGAACAGUGACUUGAUAGAAACCCUUGAGCUGCAGAAUUUGAUGCUUAACGCCAUGCAGACCAUUGUUAGUGCUGAGCAACGUAAAGAGAGCAGAGGGGCUCACUCCAGAGAAGAUUUCAAGGACAGACUGGAUGAGUUAGACUACAGUAAGCCACUGGAAGGACAAGUGAAGAAAGACAUGAAAGACCACUGGAGGAAGCACACAAUGGCAUGGCAAGAUAUUGAAUCUGGAAAUAUCACUAGACAGAGUGUGAAACAGUACCUCCUGCAGUUCGCACUUACUAAUGCUUAUGUUGGACUCACCAUAGGUGUGUCUUGAUUACCGACCAGUGAUAGACUCAACUUUAGAUAAGUCGGAAACAGACUCUGUCCCUCCUGCUGUU
Messenger RNA from Owenia fusiformis, 2084 nucleotides. Lineage: Eukaryota; Metazoa; Annelida; Polychaeta; Sabellida; Oweniidae. The record is from the annotation of a GenBank genome assembly.